Messenger RNA from Penicillium malachiteum, 1326 nucleotides. RefSeq names its product cystathionine beta-lyase STR3. Gene Ontology annotation, molecular function: pyridoxal phosphate binding. Lineage: Eukaryota; Fungi; Ascomycota; Eurotiomycetes; Eurotiales; Aspergillaceae. The coding region runs from base 1 to 1326 and encodes 441 amino acids. The transcript is spliced from 3 exons. Gene Ontology annotation, biological process: 'de novo' L-methionine biosynthetic process; transsulfuration. Gene Ontology annotation, cellular component: cytoplasm. The record is from RefSeq and is a predicted model, not a curated record.
AUGUCGGCUUCAGGAUCCGGAGCAUCCAACAAUGAUGCAGGAGCGUCAAGCUCGGUGAAGAAGGCAUUCCCCCAGGUUGACCUCCAGGGCAAUGACCUACCCCCAUCCCCAGCUCCGUCCAGCCCACACACCGGUCGCCGGUAUAAUAUUGCCACUGAAUUGGUCUAUACCGAUAGCAAUGACCAGUACAAUGCUAGCAGUGUGCCAAUUUACCAGAGUGCUACAUUCAAACAAUCAUCCGGCAGCGGGGGUGGUGAAUAUGACUACACUCGCUCUGGUAACCCUACUCGCACCCACCUCGAGCGACACCUAGCCAAGAUCAUGUCCGCCCAGCGUGCUCUCGUUGUUUCAUCUGGUAUGGCAGCCUUGGACGUCAUCACUCGUCUCUUGCGACCAGGCGAUGAAGUUGUCACUGGUGAUGAUUUGUAUGGUGGUUCACACCGCCUGUUGAAGUACCUCUCAACCAAUGGAGGCAUUGUCGUGCACCACGUCGACACCACACAGCCAGAGAAGGUCAUGGAGGUUCUGAGUGAGAAGACCGCUAUGGUCCUCCUCGAGACCCCCACCAACCCCUUGAUUAAGAUUGUCGAUAUCCCCAAGAUCGCUACCGCUGCCCACGAGGCCAACCCCAACUGCUUGGUGUCUGUGGAUAACACUAUGAUGUCGCCCUUGCUACUGAACCCUCUUGAGCUGGGCGCUGAUAUUGUCUACGAGAGUGGUACCAAGUACCUGUCUGGUCACCAUGACCUGAUGGCCGGUGUUCUUGCCGUGAAUGACCUGGCUUUGGGUGAGCGAUUGUACUUCCCUAUCAACGCAUCAGGAUGUGGUCUGUCACCCUUUGACUCAUGGCUGUUGAUGCGUGGUGUUAAGACUCUGAAGGUCCGUAUGGACCAGCAGCAGAGCAACGCUCAGCGUAUCGCUGAGUUCUUGGAGUCGCAUGGAUUCAAGGUGCGAUACCCAGGUCUGCGCUCGCACCCCCAGUAUGAGCUCCACAACUCGAUGGCACGCGGUGCAGGCGCCGUGCUCUCCUUUGAGACUGGAGACGUUGAUGUUAGUGAGCGCAUUGUUGAGAGCGCAAAGAUCUGGGCUAUCAGUGUUAGUUUCGGCUGUGUCAACUCUCUGAUUAGUAUGCCUUGCCGGAUGAGCCAUGCUAGUAUUGACGCUAAGACACGGGCGGAGCGCGCCAUGCCUGAGGAUCUGAUUCGAUUGUGUGUUGGAAUUGAAGAUGUUGAUGAUCUCAUCGAUGAUCUGCGCCGUGCGCUCGUCCAAUCCGGGGCCGUGAAUAUGAAUCUGGAUGGAUUUACUGCGAACACUGCAUCUGAGUAG